This is a messenger RNA of Schizosaccharomyces octosporus yFS286, 1400 nucleotides long. Its product is annotated as inner membrane peptidase complex catalytic subunit 2. Bases 228 to 764 code for a protein of 178 amino acids. Gene Ontology annotation, cellular component: mitochondrial inner membrane peptidase complex; membrane. Gene Ontology annotation, biological process: mitochondrial respiratory chain complex assembly. NCBI's taxonomy places the organism in Eukaryota, Fungi, Ascomycota, Schizosaccharomycetes, Schizosaccharomycetales, Schizosaccharomycetaceae. Gene Ontology annotation, molecular function: serine-type endopeptidase activity. The transcript is spliced from 3 exons. The record is from RefSeq and is a predicted model, not a curated record.
UGCGCGAUAUGAGGUGUAGCAAAUUAUUCAAUUAUCCUACACGAUGGAAGGUAACCGCUGCAUACCAGCAACUAUUCCCUUUUAUACUCCAGCCCAAUUUUAGCAUCAUUUUUAAUGCAAUCGCAUUUCAAGAUACAUUCAAAAUAAAAAUUGGUUCCAACUUGAGUAAACCAUAAUAGAUUCUGUAGGUUGAAAAUUACUCAAACUAGCUACUAUAGGAACAAACAAUGCCGAAGUUCCAGCCCAAUAAAAAACAAUUUAUUUUAACCUUCGCAAGGAAUUUUCUUGGAAUUUCACUAUGGAUACCAGCUUUUUUAUUCAUUGAACAACACAUAUUCAGUAUUGGAAGCAUUGAUGGCAGAUCUAUGAAACCGACACUAAAUCCGGAAACAAAUUUCUUAAAGCGUGACAAGGUUCUUGUCUGGAAAUGGAACAAAAGUUUUGAAAGGGGGGAUGUUGUUAUAUUAAGAUCACCAGAGGAUCCUCAAAAGCUUCUUGUUAAGCGUAUACUUGCAGUUGAAGAUGAUUUAGUAAAAACACGUCCCCCGAAAAGUACGAGAUUCGUACCAAUUCCGGAAGGGCAUGUUUGGGUGGAAGGUGAUGAACAGUUUCAUUCUAUCGACAGUAAUAAAUUUGGACCAGUUUCGACUGGCUUAAUAACUGCAAAAAUCAUAGCUGUUGUUUUUCCAUUUUCCCGAAUGAGACGCAUCGGUAACGAUGACAUGAGAAAAGAUGCUUUAGUUAUAAAAACUGAUUUCGAUUAGUCGAAAGCUCACGGUUCUUUCAGUUGGCUCAAUAUUAUUUAAUUUUUGUUUCGUGCGUGAGACUUGAUUUAUUUAUUAGACGUUAGGCGGCGUUUCAGAACGUCGGAACUAAUCGGCAGAGGUUGACUUUGAAAAACGGUACUCUUUUUAUGAACUAAAGAUUGCUUUCUGCUUAUCUAUUCUGCUUUCAGGCAUGGAUUGACUGACGAUUUCAGGAUUCAUCAUCCAUUAAGGGUAUCAGCAUAAAUGAAGAAGGAUGUCCCACGGCUCACACAACUUUCGGUACAUCCUACACAUACUUUUCGAAGAAAUCAUGUUUACGGCGGAGUAUAUUGUUUGUGGAGGUUUGUAGGAUGCUAUCAAAAGACUGGUAAUUUUUGGUUUGUGAUUAUCUCAAGGAUUUCAAAUCAUUUACAUAAAAAUAAAGAUACACUAGUUAUGCCAGUGUAUAUUCUUUUUGUCUUUUUGUUCGUUACUGUUGAUUCAUGAAGCAAUACUAUAUUAUUAUAUUAUUCUGGAUAAAAGGAUUCUAAUAAAAUGUGACGAUAUUAGUUUAUGUUUGGAAUUUAGCAAAAAAAAUUGGACAAUUGUAGGCAUAUAGAUAAUAGUUAAGAAAGACUUAAAUUUCAAUGCUUG